Suillus plorans is the source of this 1194-nucleotide messenger RNA. RefSeq lists its product as uncharacterized. The transcript is spliced from 6 exons. Lineage: Eukaryota; Fungi; Basidiomycota; Agaricomycetes; Boletales; Suillaceae. The record is from RefSeq and is a predicted model, not a curated record. Bases 1 to 1194 code for a protein of 397 amino acids.
AUGGUGAAGUCUAAACAAACCUGCAAGAAGUCCACCGGUGGCACCGCAGCCACGAAUUGCCUUGUCGUUGCCAGGCAUCUACUGAGCGGUCACUGCGCCGGUGCACACGCGGUGCAGGCCGAUGACGUCACGUUCGUCUGCAUAUCUUGCCAUGUUGGCAUGGAACGACACGGGCGCGCAUCUCAGUCGCCCUAUUUUGGUUUUUACAGGAAGGGGCAACCGCUCCUUCCUUCAUUCCUCCAAAUUCGUGCUACGUUGGAGGUUUCACUCCAUUCCCAACUGUCUUCGGCACCCACGCUCAUGCUCCAUCUCGUCCUCGUCGACCACGACGUCACCGGCGGCUGUUUCGAACUGGCCUCCGAAUUCCUUCGGCCAUACUUCCCCAGCGGAGGGUUUGAAUUUCGGUCCAUCGUGUUCGACAUCGGCAAUGCCUCAAAGAUCGACGAGUACCGGUUGCAGGCGACUGCCAUCAUCCAGUCGCUGAUGAGCUCCAACUGGGCUCGUGUCGUCGUCGCCAUCACUAACCACACCGACAACGAGCAUGGAGAUCCAUUUAUUGGGUACGAGGGCAACAAGAAGUCAUACGUUUCGGCACGCGUUCACUCUGUUCUCGAUGUUCUGCUUUCACCUUGGCAUCCCCUGAUUCAUGGUGCCGCGGAAUCAUACUUAUGGCUGUUUUCGUGUGGCGCGCUCAUCAACAACGUCACUUCCUUUUCAGGCUUGCAACAGGCGGUCAUAGAUCAUCGCAUCACAGCCACUAUUGGCUUUAAUGCUGUUCGUUUUCAGCCGAGUUUCGCCACCCACCUUUUGCUCGCAUUCGCGGAGCUGGUCAUCAUCGAGUGUUUGCCCAUUCACAUCGUCUUCCCUGACAUGUUGGGCCAGUCCUACAAACUUGGGCGCCACACUGACGUGUUCUUGCUGAUGCCUGACAACUCAGGUUCGUUGGCCGUUACCAAGUUCGCCUGGACGCAUUCCCAACUUCGCCCCUGGGGUCAGUACCUGCCGGUCCAGUGCCCACAGUGUGGGUGGAGUAACGCCUGGUGUUCUGUCAACAUGCACAAAGAUUACAUCUUUGAAUGCAAGAAUGGCCAAUGUAGGAAAAAGAUCCUUUUGCCAGGCAAAAGACCUGGCUCCUGCUGGAUUUCGGUUGUCUUGAGGCCCAUGCCUAGUGUCCCUGAUGAGGAUGAGGAUUAG